Molecule: messenger RNA, 4085 nt
Organism: Lutra lutra (Eurasian river otter)
Lineage: Eukaryota; Metazoa; Chordata; Mammalia; Carnivora; Mustelidae
Gene: ZFP30
Product: ZFP30 zinc finger protein
Exons: 4
Coding region: 1-2760 (919 amino acids)
Biological process (GO): negative regulation of transcription by RNA polymerase II; regulation of immune system process; regulation of cytokine production
Cellular component (GO): nucleus
Molecular function (GO): RNA polymerase II cis-regulatory region sequence-specific DNA binding; DNA-binding transcription factor activity, RNA polymerase II-specific
Source: RefSeq, a predicted model, not a curated record
AUGGGUUUGUCAUUUCAGCAUUUGGUGAUGUUCAGAGAUGUGGCCGUAGACUUUUCUCAGGAAGAGUGGGAAUGCCUGAACUCAUAUCAGAGGAAUUUGUACAGAGAUGUGAUACUAGAGAACUAUAGCAACUUGGUAUCAGUGGGAUGUUCCAUUUCUAAACCAGAUGUGAUCACCCUACUAGAGCAAGGGAAAGAACCCUGGAUGGUUGUGAGGGAUGAGAGAAGAAGAAGGAGCCUAGAUUUAGAGUCCAGAUAUGACACUAAAAAGUUAUUUCAAGAAAAGGAUAUUUAUGAAAUGAAUUUAUCUCCGUGGGAGAUAAUGGGAAGAAUUAGAAGUUGUGGCCUUGAAGACUCCUUUAUCAGAAAAGAUUAUAAAUAUAAAAAGUUUGAGGGACAAGAAAAUCCUCAAGAAGGAUAUUUCAGGCAAGUGAAAAAAAUGCCCACUUACAGAAAACUCACAUCUCUUACUCUGUAUCAGAGAAUUCAUAAUAGAGAGAAACCCUACGAAUGUGGGGACUGUGGGAAGGCCUUUAGAGUGCGCCAACAACUUACUUUCCAUCAGAGAAUUCACACUGGUGAAAAGCCCUAUGAAUGUAAAGAAUGUGGAAAAGCCUUCAGACAAUGUGCCCACCUUAGUCGACAUCAGAGAAUUCACACUUCUGACAAACUCCUCGAAUGUAAAAAAUGUGGAAAGAUCUUUACAUGUGGUGCAGAUCUUCGAGUACAUCAGAGAACUCAUAUUGGUGAGAAGCCCUAUGAAUGUAAGGAAUGUGGGAAGGCCUUUAGAGUGCGAGGACAACUUAAUCUCCAUCAAAGGAUUCAUACUGGUGAGAAACCCUAUGAAUGUAAGGAAUGUGGGAAGACCUUUAGGCAGUAUGCACACCUUACACGACAUCAGAGACUUAAUAUUGCUGAGAAGUGCUAUGAGUGUAAGGACUGCGGGCAGGCUUUUUUGUGUAGUACAGGACUUCGAGUACAUCACAAACUUCAUACUGGUGAAAAACCCUAUGAAUGUAAGGAAUGUGGAAAGGCCUUUAGGGUGCGGCAACAACUCACUCUCCAUCAGAGAAUUCACACUGGUGAGAAACCCUAUGAUUGUAAAGAAUGUGGGAAGACCUUUAGUCGUGGCUAUCAUCUGACUCUCCAUCAGAGAAUUCAUACUGGUGAGAAACCUUAUGAAUGUAAGGAAUGUCAGAAGUUCUUUCGGCGUUACUCAGAACUUAUUUCGCAUCAAGGUAUUCAUAUUGGAGAGAAGCCCUAUGAUUGUAAGGAAUGUGGGAAGACCUUUAGACUGUUUUCACAACUUACUCAACAUCAGAGUAUUCAUUUUGGUGAGAAACCUUAUAAAUGUAAGGAAUGCGAGAAGACUUUUAGACUGCUGUCACAACUUACUCAGCAUCAGAGUAUUCAUACUGGUGAGAAACCCUAUGACUGUAAGGAGUGUGGAAAGGCCUUUAGACUUCAUUCAUCACUUAUUCAACAUCAGAGAAUUCACUCUGGAGAAAAACCAUACAAAUGUAAGGAAUGUAAAAAGGCUUUUGGUCGUAGUUCUGAUCUGAUUCAACAUCAGAAAAUUCAUACUAAUGAAAAACCUUACCAGUGUAAGGCAUGUGGGAAGGCUUUUAUUCGUGGUUCACAGCUCACUGAACAUCAGAGAGUUCAUACAGGAGAGAAACCAUAUGAAUGUAAGAAAUGUGGGAAAGCCUUUAGUUAUUGUUCACAGUAUACUCUCCAUCAGAGAAUUCAUAGUGGUGAAAAACCCUAUGAAUGUAAGGAAUGUGGGAAGACCUUUAUUCUUGGCUCCCAGCUUACUUACCAUCAGAGAAUUCAUAGUGGUGAGAAACCCUAUGAGUGUAAGGAAUGUGGAAAAGCCUUUAUUCUUGGUUCACACCUUACUUAUCAUCAAAGAGUUCAUACUGGUGAAAAGCCUUACAGAUGUAAAGAAUGUGGGAAGGCCUUUUUAUGUGCCUCCCAACUUAAUGAACAUCAGAGAAUCCAUACUGGUGAGAAACCCUAUGAAUGUAAGGAAUGUGGGAAGGCCUUUUUUCGUGGCUCACAACUAACUUAUCACCUGAGAGUUCAUACAGGUGAGAGACCCUAUAAAUGCAAAGAAUGUGGGAAAGCCUUUAUUUCUAAUUCUAAUCUUACUCAACAUCAGAGAAUUCAUACAGGUGAAAAACCCUACAAAUGUAAAGAAUGUGAGAAGGCCUUUAUUUGUGGCAAACAACUUAGUGAACAUCAGAGAAUUCAUACAGGUGAGAAACCCUUUGAAUGUAAGGAGUGUGGAAAGGCUUUUAUUCGUGGUGCAUAUCUUACUCAACAUGAAAAAAUUCAUGGUGAGAAGCAUUAUGAAUGUAAGGAAUGUGGGAAGACCUUUUUUCGUGCCACACAACUUAUAUAUCACCAGAGAAUUCAUACAGGUGAGAAACCCUACAAAUGUAAGGAAUGUGACAAGGCUUUUAUUUAUGGCUCACAACUUAGUGAACACCAGAGAAUUCAUAGAGGUGAAAAACCCUAUGAAUGUAAGCAAUGUGGGAAGGCCUUUAUUCGUGGCUCACAUCUUACUGAACAUCUAAGAACUCAUUCCGGUGAGAAACCCUAUGGAUGUAAGGAAUGUGGGAAGGCCUUUAGUCGUGGCUCAGAACUUAUUCUACAUCAAAGGAUCCAUACUGGUGAGAAACCUUAUGUGUGUGUUCAAUGUGGUAAAGACUUUAGACGUCAUUCACAACUUACUCAACAUAUGAGGCUUCAUAAUUGAAAAAGCCUUGAAUAUGAUUUAAUAUACGAAAGGCUUCCAAAAAAAGAAAGAAAGAAAAGAAAAGAAAAGAGAGGCUUCCAUGUCUUCAACAACUCUGGAAUGUCAGAGACCCAUGUUAUGUUCAUAAUGAAUUUAGGACAUCUUCUGCUUGUGCUCAACAUCUAUUAAUUUUGAGAAAGCUUAUAUUAAUGAAUGCAGAAGUAACUUCUGGAACCCAUUAAACAUUUUUAAGAAUCUCUACAUCUUGGAAUGUAAUGCUGAAGUAUACCCUUUAUUGAGCACCAUUUCUAUUUCACCAUUUUCUGUGCAAUUGGAGAAGUUACUUAACUUCUCUGUGCCUCAGUUUAUUUGUGUAAAAUAAUGUAAUGAUAUCACAUUGAUUAAAUUAUAAAUGAUUAAUUGUAUGCAACUCCCGUUGGAAAGUAUCUGAUACUUGGUAUCUGUUAUUAUUGCCAUUAUUAUAUGCUGUUAGAGAAGUCAAAUGGUAAGUAUUUUUGAGUACAGAAAGAUGUAAGCAUUUUAUUACUGUCUAUCUCAUUUUUUGUUUUUGCUUUAGAUUUUAUUUAUUUGAGAGAGAGAGCACAUGUGCACAAGUGAGUUUGGGUGGUGGCUGAGUGCGGAGCCUGAUUAGGGGCUCAAUCCCAGGAACCUGGGAUCAUGACCUGAGCCAAAGGCAGAUGCUUAACCAACUGAGCCACCCAGGCACCCCACUUUUUGUUUUGUUUUUACCAUCUAUCCCUUUUUGAACACCAGAUAAUUUAUUCUAUGUCAGAAGCUUUAGAAUAUAAUAAGGGCAGGAAGCUCUCCAUUUUAGAGCUCAUAAAUUUUGCUGUACCAGAUAAUACUGCAAACAAAUUAUAGAAGAAAUUCCUUCAGGGUUAUAGAGCUUUUUUAUAAAAUCAAGGAGAGUUGAUUUUUCUGAAGCAAAUUCCAAAAGCAGAAGUUGUUAUUCUACAUUUUCUAAUUACUACUUUAAGGGGAAAAUAAUAUAUCAAGAAAAUGAUAGCCAAGUAGCUCCAUUAAAAUAAAAAAAUUACUAAAAGAAGAAAAACUAUGUAAAUUACUACUGUCUUAAAUGAGAAAUCAAAAUUUACCAACUAUAGUUUUUUCUCAUUAUCUGUAUCUAAUCCAUUCCUGAUAAUAUAUUGAGUAGUACAUUUUCAGAUGCCCAAAUUUCAGAGUCUACAUUGCAUUAUUUUAAAUGGGAAAAAAGAUAAUAUGUUUUCAGCCCAUUCAAAUGUCCUGAUUAGGGGGCACCUGGGUGGCUCAGUGGGUUAAGCCUCUGCCUUCAGCUCAGGUAAUGAUCCCAGGGUCCGGGGAUCAAG